AUGGAGGCUGUCACCGAGUCGCAGCUUGUCGUUGGCGCUCUAUCGUACGACCAACAACAAGAUGACUGGCCAUUUUGGAGUCCACGAUACCUCACUCAUUUGUAUCCUUAUAAAUAUGUCUUCGACAUUGGUUGGGUCGACUCUGAUGUGUCCUUCAAACUACCUGGCGUAUACCCAACUCGUGAUUUGAUUAUCACACGCGACCCGUUCCCCUGUAUCAACUCAGUUCAUCAAGUUAACGUCGGUGCUCUACUCGCCGAAACAGAAGACGACGUCGUCCUGCUCGUUACGUGUUUAUCCGGAGCCAAGUAUCUGGUUGGACUUCUCCGAGCUCCUCGGUGGAUGUUGAGAAGGUCAUUUGAGGGCGGGCAGGUUAACGAGGCAGUAUUUGGAUGGAUGUCAAGGGCGGACUUGGAGAUAUGGAUCAAGGGUAUCCCACAAGACUUGGUUCGCAUCGUCUUCCCGUAUUCGUAUCGAUCUCCUCCUACUCGUUUAUACGACGUUAAACGACGGAAACUGGUUGCCGAUAUACCCGCUUCGACCACUCACUUCGAUGCGGACGUCGGUGACAUGUCUUCGAUGGUCCAUGAAGUCACAGCAGUUGUAUCCGACCAAGACUUAGAUAGUCGAUCUACGGUCCUUCCACGCACUUCCAAUGGGAUGAUACCUUCCGGAUCCGCAUCAUCUUCCACCAUAGAAGCAAUCAGCUCACCCGAUUCAUACCAUGCAUCUGCCAAUACGUCGUCUUCCUCGGUUUCGACCGCGACCAUAUCUUCGACUCCCUCCCUUGCCAUGUCUGAAGCGGUUGGCAUUCCACUGUCUCCCAAAAACCCUGGAGUUCUCCAUGCACCGGUCCCAGUGAUGACAUACGGCAAUUUUGCAACAAUGUCACCCUCGAACAUUCCAUCGUUCCCGGAUUUCACGGCAACGACAAGUGCGGUAUCCUCCCAGGUCUCUCCCGAUCUUUACUAUUCUUCACCGGUUUCAAAGACGGAAGCGGACACGGAAGAUAGGUUCCCCACUCCCAUGCCUCGUAAUAAGGUUCCUUCUUCCAUUGUUGCUUCUUCUCGUUUUACUGUGCGCGGCAGUAAUUUGUGA
Molecule: messenger RNA, 1098 nt
Organism: Stereum hirsutum FP-91666 SS1
Lineage: Eukaryota; Fungi; Basidiomycota; Agaricomycetes; Russulales; Stereaceae
Exons: 3
Coding region: 1-1098 (365 amino acids)
Source: RefSeq, a predicted model, not a curated record